Messenger RNA from Teleopsis dalmanni, 1392 nucleotides. RefSeq lists its product as uncharacterized. The record is from RefSeq and is a predicted model, not a curated record. NCBI's taxonomy places the organism in Eukaryota, Metazoa, Arthropoda, Insecta, Diptera, Diopsidae. The transcript has 2 exons. Bases 70 to 1392 code for a protein of 440 amino acids.
UUCGCCUAUUGGAUACAUACAUUUGGAUUAUUUAAACUAAAAACAAUCAAAAAGAAAAAUUUCGUUGCAAUGCUGAAAUGGGCGGUAAAAGGUGCAAGACAAUCGUACCUUCAAACACUUGAACCUACUCAAAAUGAAGGAGCCCAUACCAAACGUUACUCUUUAGAUGCACUAAGUAUACGUUGUGCUGAGACACCAUCUGUAUUGGUUACAACAACUGAGAGACGUAAACUGAAACGCAAAUCCUCAGACAUGCACUUACUCCGCAGACGCACACAAUGGUUAGAAAAAGAAAAUCACAUGACUUCCACACCUCUUAAUUCCACUCAUAGUUAUGCCUCUACCACACACAUACGUCGUCUAAAUAGCCUUAAGGACUUAAGUAAUAUAACACCUGUGCAAGACACCACUUCACCCAAAUGCCGUCAUAGCCUCAAGUACCAACACUGUGCCCAAACGCCUUUAGCACAGAAGACGAAACCUACUAACAAUAUGCCCAAACAAUAUGCAUCCACCUUACCCACUUUUGAUAUACAAUAUUCACCUUGUGGUCUAGUACCAGGUCCAAUGUUAGCGUUACGUGGUAUGGGUAUAGCUGAUACUUACUUCGAAAAGCCACGCUAUCUAAAUGUUGAACAAUUGAGUAAUAACACAACGGAGCAAAUAAGUAAUAUCGCCGAAACGAAAAGUAUUACGAAUAAAACUGCCGUUCGUGUUGAAAAAACUGAAGAAGUAUCGCUAACCUCAUCACAAAUGGGUGAUGUGACGCUGGAACGCAUGAUCGAUGCUAUACUAGAAAGUACGCGAAAAGAGAAAAAGUUACCAAAACAUUUUAGGCAACUGCACGCUACUGCUGUCAUGUCACCCACUUACACACCAGCUGAUGAUCCUGCAAGUGAUUUGCAUGAGUUUUGGCAUAAGGGCAAAUAUCAUCAGGAGGGUGCAGGGGCUGAGCAAAAAUAUAAUGAACGUGAAGUGCGUUCGCCUGGUAUUAGUACUAGGGUGAGACGUAAUAAUAGUUUUCAUUUGAGAAGGCAACGUGCUGUGAGACGUAAACAUAAAUUAAAUAAAAUCAAUUCAAGUAUUAAAAACUCUGCGCAGAGAGUAACCGAUGUCAAUGAUCCUCAGAAUAGUAAUUUAUACAGCAAACUACUACAAAAGAAGAGACUUACUGAAAAGGCUAGCACAGAGCAAGCCCCAGGUAAUAAAAAUAACUGCUUUGAAAAACGACCGAAUGUGAGUCCUGAUAGUGGGCACAAUUCUUCUAAUGAGUUGGAGGAUUAUUUAUUAGAAAAUAACAGUCUUCAAAGUGUUGAUUUGGAAAAUAGAAGUAAUAUAUGCCUAGAUGCCACCAAGCGACGUCUCAACUUUUCAAACAGUAACAUAAAUUAA